CAUAAUAUUGAAACGUUUCAAUAUUGCAAACAUUUUAAUAGAUACUUAUUAUUUUUUACAUCUUAACAGAUAAUCUGACCCGUAACUAUGGUAAAAUGCUUCGAACGGAAGUAGACGCCUUCUGUGCAUGCGUGGUACGGACGGACAUCUCCUGACGCUCUUAUGACGUAAAAUACCGGAAAAACAUGGCUACCAACCUGAGCAGCACCUGUCAUGCGGAGAGUCCAGAAGACUGCGCCAUCUGCUUAGACACAAUUCAGGAGAGGAAAACUCUAAAAUGUCUCCAUUCCUUUUGCUCAGGGUGCAUUGACUCUGUUUUCAGUCGCAAGCCUGCGUGUCCGGUAUGCAACACCUUCCAUGGAGUCUACACCGGGACGCAGCCCCGGGGCUCGAUGACGGUGACCCGCAGCUGGCUGAGUCUGCCGGGCUUCGAGCACUGCGGCUCCAUUGUCAUUCAGUACAUUUUCCCAGCAGGGAUACAAGGGCCUGAGCACCCGAACCCUGGGGUGAGCUACAGCAGCACGUCUCGUACCGCCUUCCUGCCAGACUGCGCUGAGGGAGAGAAAGUCCUGAGGCUACUAAGGACAGCGUUUGACCGAAGACUCACAUUUACCAUCGGCCGAUCAGCCACCACAGGCCUCAACAACGUCAUCACCUGGAACGACAUUCACCACAAGACCAGCAUCGGAGGCGGCCCACAGCACUUUGGAUAUCCAGAUCCAGAAUACUUGCUCAGGGUUCAAGAAGAGCUGCGCCUCAAAGGCGUGACAGAAGAUGGCUGAUGAGCCACGAUGCCCGUUAGAUUUAUUUUUAUUAUUAUUAUUUAUAAUAAAGUUUCAAAUAGCACGUCUGCACUAUUAAGCUGUUCUCCUUUUGGAGGAAAAGAUGAAUCCAGUUUUCCAAAAAUUUUAUCUGUAGUAUGAAGAGAUUAUACUUGAAACAUGUUUGUUACCUGAGAAAAUAAAGAUGGAGGAACUUUGUUACAAUCA
Nothobranchius furzeri (turquoise killifish) is the source of this 989-nucleotide messenger RNA. RefSeq names its product probable E3 ubiquitin-protein ligase DTX3. Gene Ontology annotation, cellular component: nucleoplasm. Gene Ontology annotation, molecular function: metal ion binding; ubiquitin protein ligase activity. The record is from RefSeq and is a predicted model, not a curated record. Gene Ontology annotation, biological process: Notch signaling pathway; protein ubiquitination. NCBI's taxonomy places the organism in Eukaryota, Metazoa, Chordata, Actinopteri, Cyprinodontiformes, Nothobranchiidae.